Molecule: messenger RNA, 2508 nt
Organism: Closterium sp. Naga37s-1
Lineage: Eukaryota; Viridiplantae; Streptophyta; Zygnematophyceae; Desmidiales; Closteriaceae
Source: the annotation of a GenBank genome assembly
AUGGAUGAUCCCAGGUCAGGCCCACCUUUAUUGCAACAGCUCAGCCAGGCUAGGUCUCGUUAUGCGGUGGGGGAGCUCUUCUAUAUCUGGCUCGUCACUGCCAUCCCCCUCCAACCUUCCCUCUCCCGCCACCUUCCCCCUCUCGCCUUUCCCCUCUCUCGCCCUCCCUCCCUUCCCCCCUCCGUCUCUCCGUCCUUCAACAGUCGCUCCAAGCUGCCUCUUCAAGCCCCUCAGCACUCCGCUCUCCUCGCGCGCCUGCUGCGCACAGCAGCCCUGCCAGGCGGGGCACGGCAGGCUGUGCGAGUGCUCUUCUACACCUGGCUCGUCACUGCCAUCGCGCUCGCUCACCUCGGCCACUCCUUCCUGCCCCGCUCCCUCGCUCGCCUGCUCCAGCUCCUCCUCACUCUUGUCACCGCGCCCUCUGCUGCUCUGUCAAUACAGCUGGGCGCCAUUCCACAGGGCUGGGCGCUGCAGCUGGUGGAGGAGUUGGACGACCUCUAUGGCACUCUCGGGCCCAUCCACGUGGCAGCAGUUCAGUGGGUGGCACCGGUCCUGCCGCGCCGCGUGAUACAGCUGGCGGAGCGGUUCACUGACAUGCUGGAAGAUGCCGUGUUCCCCCAUGGAUACGAUGAUAACGAUGACCACCGCAUUCGCAUGAUGCUGCCCGCAGUACCUCCCACAACCGCCUUCACAAACAGAUACCACCUCCCCCUGGCAUACCAGCACCAGCAGCACUUCGAAAACCCGCUCCAGUUACCACCUGCCCCUGGCGCCACUGCUCCUGAGCAGAUGCAACCUCCCCUGCUGCUGCUGCCAGCAGUACCACCACCCACAGCAGAAGCAGCAACUGCAGGCACUGGGGGGAUGUUGACUGGUCAAGGGAUAGGAGGAGUGAGAGAGAUGCGAGAAACACGAAUGGCUGCAACAACAGCAGGAGGUGCAGGGGUGGAGGCCGGGGCAGCUGGGGUGGAGGGAAGAGGGGGAGGGAUGGUGAGAGCUGGGCAUGUUCCUGCUGCUCCUCCUCCUGCUCCUGCUCCUCCUGCGCCUCCCUCCCCUUCUCCUGCUCCUGCUCCUGAUACUGCUCCUCCUCCUCCUCCUCCUCUUCCUCCUCCUCCUCCUCCUCCUCCUCCUCCUCCUCCUCCUCCUCCUCCUCCUCCUCCUCCUCCUCCUCCUCCUCCUCCUCCUCCUCCUCCUCCUGCUGCUGCUCUGGCUGCUGCUCUGGCUGCUGCUGCUGCAACUGUUGCCAGUCCGCUAAGGGAAAUCAACAGCCCAGGGGCGUUCAGGCCUCGGGCUAAGGUGACCUAUUCAGAGGAAGAAGAGAGCGCGUUCACUUUCAGUGGGGUGUCAGGGAUUAGUGAGUCUGACAGUAGCGAGGAUGAUGGUGGUGGGGUGGAUGGGAAUGGUGAGUUGGGGCAAGAGGUAGGGGGAGGGGUGGGAGGAGGGAUGGGAGGAGGGGGAGUUGGGAUGGGAGAGGGGAUGCAAGGAAUGGGAGGAGGAAUGGGCAUGAGAGGGCAAGGUGAGAUACGUGAUACAGAGAUAGGAGGGUUGGAAGGAGUAAACGGACAGGGUGCAGGGCGGUGGAGGGCAGCUGGAGUUGGUGAUGCGAGGUGGAGAGCGGUGAGAGAGGAGGGGAGGCGAGUGGAGAUGCCUCUGCAGCAGAGGCAAUGGCUGAGGAAUGGGAGGACAGAAAUUGGGAGGAGGGCGCAGAGUGAGUACGGUGGCACGAUGGUGGGAGGUGGGCGUGAGGCAUGGGGAAGGGGAGAAGCAGGAAGAGAGGCGUGGGGAAGAACAGGGGCUCAGGCAAGGGCUGGGGAUAUCCCUGCUACUGGCUUUCAAGUUGCCGCUGGUGGUCGUGGUGGUGCUGCUGAUAGGCUGAAUCGCAGCCAGGAAACAGGGGCAGGUGUGCGGACAGAGGGGGGACGAGGAGGGUUGUCAGAAGGAGGAGGGUCAUUAGGAGGAGGAGGCAGAGGAGGGGUGUGGGAGAUGGAGGAGGAGGAGGAUGCAGGGAGGGUGUACUAUGCGCGUGACUUGGAUGUGUUCAGUCCUUCUCAUGGGUUUGCUGGCCAGGGAGGAGGAGGGAGAGGAGGCGUGGGGGGUGAGGGAGAUGAGGUGAGGCGGCAAGUGAGGUGUAAUGUGGAGAUUGCAGAAGAGGAGGGAAAGGAGGAGGAAGAGGAGGAGGAUGAUCUGGAGUUUGCAAGUACAGAGGAGGAUGGUGGAGAGGUGGAGGAGGAGGAAGGGGAAGAGGAGAUGCGAGCAUAUGUGGAUUUGAACUGGAGACGGGAAGGUGAGGAGAGCAGUGAGAACGAGCCUGUUGCUCCAGGGCAGAGGUUGAACACGACUGGCAGCAGGAGAGCAGUAGCAGCAGGAGGAGGAGGAGCAGCAGGAGCAGGAGCAGGAGCAAGGGAAGGGCUGGCAGCAGUAGCAGCAGGACGUAAUGGGAAAGCAAAGGAGGAAGAAGAGGAAGAGGAGGACGAAGAGGAAGAGGAAGAGGAGGAGUUUCGGAGAUGA